UCGACGCACGCGCGGCGCUAGUUAGUCAUACAACUAUAUUUAGGUAUAAAUCACUCUGAUUCGAAGUCACUAUAAAUUUAAGUCAAAAGUUUUUUUUGUCAAUUAUCAACAUAGAGAAAAUGGUUGUGUAAUUUGUGAUUUUUUUGAGGGAUUGUAUUAUUUUUAAGUAUUUUAGAACAAGUACAAAAUGUUCAGCACAAACUUUGAAGACUACUGUGACUUCAAUGACAGCAUUUGCAGCAAUGACUCCGGCUUCGACAGAUCCUAUGCAGACUCGUUAGCCACACCCACGUCGGUCGGUAGCACUCCUUUGAAAACCGAAGCUGAUCUCGGUAUAUCUCUUACACCUGUGAAAGACAAUGUUAGACGAAGACUCUUCAGUGAUGAAUACGAAUUCCCAUUUCAACACCAAGUUGAAGACGUCAAAGUUUUCGAUGGAAGUAUUAUUGCUGAUGCUACUUCGACGCCUGUAAAAUCUAAAGAACGUAAGCCUAAGGACCCGAAUAAGCCAAAAAGAAAAUACGCCAAUGGAAAGAACCGUGUUACAAGAUGCAAAAGUCCAACUCAAAUAAUGAGAAUAAAGAGAAACAGGAGAAUGAAAGCCAAUGACAGAGAGCGGAACAGGAUGCAUAUGUUAAAUGAAGCUCUUGAUAGAUUACGUUGUGUUUUACCCACAUUUCCUGAAGAUACAAAGUUGACAAAAAUUGAAACUCUGCGAUUUGCCCAUAACUAUAUUUUUUCUUUGAGCCAGACAUUGGAAUCAUUGGAUAAUAUGAAUACCGAACAAAUAUCUCCAGAAGGAUUUCAAAUCAAUUAUGAGAAGUUACAAAACUAUUCUGCAGCUGGGGAAAAAUUUGCCAAAGACGCUUUUAGAGACAUCUUCCAAGCCCCAAACAAAACUGAAGACAUUGGUGAUGGUAGUUACAGGAACUUCCAAGGAUUUUCAAGACCAUUUCCAAAUGGGUCAAAUUUUAUGCAGACUUCCGAAGGAGUUCUCAUUAAUGUAGGAAAUGUGACAGUGUCUGUUAACAAUACGGGUGGUAAUUGUAUAACAUCAACGACUGGAACUGGAUUUUUCACACAUCCAGCUAGUUAUGGGGAUAAUUUAACGCAACAAAAUAUUUGUCAAACAAAACCUUACGGUUCUUAUAAUUAUGAAGGAUAUGAUCCUAAUAUGAACAAUGGAGAAUAUUUCAACCAUAAAAAUUACGAAAUAUUUAAAAAUGCCUUUGAAAACGCUAAAAGUAAUAAGAAAUACAAGACUGAACAUGAUAUGUCCAACUUUGAUUAUAACGCUGCUAUAUAUAGUCGUAAUGAAAGUAAUUUUUAUAAUCAAGAAUAUGAGAAUAAUUUUUAUUAUAGCGACCAAAGAUUUUAUAGAAGUUGUUACAAUAGAAACAGUAUUGUAAAUGCUCAAAUGUAA
This is a messenger RNA of Hyposmocoma kahamanoa, 1423 nucleotides long. It is a transcript of the gene tap, whose product is annotated as basic helix-loop-helix neural transcription factor TAP. NCBI's taxonomy places the organism in Eukaryota, Metazoa, Arthropoda, Insecta, Lepidoptera, Cosmopterigidae. Bases 188 to 1423 code for a protein of 411 amino acids. Gene Ontology annotation, molecular function: protein dimerization activity. The record is from RefSeq and is a predicted model, not a curated record. The transcript has 2 exons.